Messenger RNA from Ceratina calcarata, 9371 nucleotides. Its product is annotated as acetylcholinesterase. Gene Ontology annotation, molecular function: acetylcholinesterase activity. Bases 625 to 2604 code for a protein of 659 amino acids. The transcript is spliced from 9 exons. The record is from RefSeq and is a predicted model, not a curated record. Gene Ontology annotation, biological process: acetylcholine catabolic process; choline metabolic process. Lineage: Eukaryota; Metazoa; Arthropoda; Insecta; Hymenoptera; Apidae. Gene Ontology annotation, cellular component: plasma membrane.
GGCUCGACUCGUCAGUGCGGCCUGAACGGUUAACCGGCCUACUUCUUUACGUGGUUGUUUCGAUUUCCCCUUUCAUUGUCGCGAUCUACGUCGUCGUCGUCGUUCCUCCUUCUCAGCUCGUCGCGACCUCCGAAUUCUGAGCACGAGCGAUCGAAUUUUGGCGGCGAUCGUUCGCAGACCAUCGAACGCGGGGAUCGUAACCAGGAGAGAACGGAUUGUUGUCGGUGUUCAAUUCGCGCGACCAACUCGGUAAGAUACGAUCAACAGCCAUUAGGAUACCGGGAAACUCGAGAGAAAGCUAGGAGAACAGAGAGAACCCGAACGCGAAAGGAGCAUCACAGCCAGUAUACAUAUACGUAUUCCGAUCUCUCGCUGCUGUCGGUAAUUGUCGUCGAGCUGGACGCAGAGGCAGGAGAGGCAGCGACGGUGUUUGCUCUCUUGGAGAAUCUCCCGAGCGAUGAUCCGUGAACUGGGAAUGUAGACGGAAGGGCGAAAAAACCGGAUCUGCCCCUCGCAGGAUCGAAGGAAGGGCUUUUCCUCCACCUCCGCCAUCAUCUUCGCCGUUACCUCACCCUCGAAUACCUUCAACCUCCGCAUCAACUUGGACACUGCGAGGACGACACGAUGCCAAGAAACCGAAGUUCCUUGACGAAGUUCGAAGCCCUGAUGGUGCUAAGCCUAACUGUGCUCGUCCAACUGGACGUCUGCUGGUGCUCGCCGUCGCACAGGAGUAGACACCACGCGGACAUGUCCCACGAGGACGCGAAGAGUUUUCGGACGAGCGAGGAGCUGCCCAAACCGGCCGCCCUCGGUUCGACCGACGAUCCGCUGGUGGUGCAGACCAGGAAGGGCAAGGUCAAGGGUAAGACCAUGACUGCGACCACAGGAAAGGAGGUCGACGUCUGGUUCGGAAUACCAUACGCCCAGAAGCCUCUCGGAGCGUUGAGGUUCCGACAUCCGAGGCCAGCGGAACGUUGGUCGGGCAUCCUAAACGCGACCGCGCUGCCGAAUAGCUGCGUGCAGAUACUGGACACGGUGUUCGGCGAUUUCGCAGGUGCGACUAUGUGGAAUCCGAACACGCCGCUCAGCGAGGAUUGCCUUUACGUCAACGUGGUCGCGCCACGGCCUAGGCCUACCAAUGCCGCUGUUAUGGUAUGGAUAUUCGGUGGUGGCUUUUACUCCGGAUCGGCGACCCUCGACGUAUACGAUCACAAAACCCUGGUGUCCGAGGAGAACGUGAUAUUAGUCUCGAUGCAGUAUCGAGUCGCCAGCCUGGGUUUCCUGUACUUCGGAACCUCGGAUGUUCCUGGGAACGCCGGUCUGUUCGAUCAGAUGAUGGCCCUUCAGUGGGUUCGCGACAAUAUCGCUGCGUUCGGCGGAAACCCCGACAACGUGACCCUGUUCGGAGAGAGCGCGGGCGCCGUUUCCGUUUCUAUGCACCUCCUUUCGCCUCUGUCAAGGCACCUAUUCAGCCAGGCGAUCAUGCAGUCCGGCUCUCCUACGGCGCCCUGGGCGAUAAUCUCGCGCGAGGAGUCGAUCGUACGCGGUAUCCGGCUGGCCGAAGCCGUCGGUUGCCCGCACGAUCGCAGUAACCUUCAGGAGGUGAUCGAUUGCCUGCAGACGAAAGACCCGAUCGAGCUGGUGAAGAACGAGUGGGGCACUCUUGGCAUCUGCGAGUUCCCGUUCGUCCCGGUGAUCGAUGGCGCCUUUUUAGACGAGACUCCGCAACGAUCGUUGGUCACCUCGUCCUUCAAGAAGGCGAACAUCAUGAUGGGCUCUAACACCGAGGAGGGUUUCUACUUUAUCAUUUACUAUCUGACCGAGCUGUUCCGCAUCGACGGGACCGAGGACGUAAAGGUCACGAGGGAACAGUUCGUUAGCGCGGUCUCGGAGCUGAAUCCAUACGUGAAUCAGAUCGGGAGGCACGCGAUCAUUUACGAAUACACCGACUGGCUGCACCCGGACGAUCCACACGUGAACCGCGACUCACUGGACAAAAUAGUCGGCGACUAUCAGUUCACCUGCAACGUGAACGAGUUCGCCGAUCGGUACGCCGACACGGGGAACACCGUUUACAUGUACUACUACAAGCAUAGGUCGGCAAACAAUCCGUGGCCGAGGUGGACCGGCGUCAUGCACGCCGACGAGAUCAGUUACAUAUUCGGCGAGCCCUUGGACUCCUCGAAGGGCUACACGCAGGAGGAAGUGAACUUGUCGAAGAGGAUGAUGAAGUAUUGGGCAAACUUCGCCAAGACAGGGGACCCGAACAUCGGGGACGCCGAGUCGUGGACGAUGGCUUACUGGCCGCCGCACACUGCCGCGAAAAAAGAGUACCUGACAUUGGACACCAACAACUCCGAGAUCGGAAACGGGCCUAGGAUGAGACAGUGCACAUUCUGGAAGAAGUACCUUCCGCAACUCCUCUCCGCCACUUCGAAGCUGGAACUCGCCUCGAAGGAAGCGUGCAGCGGCACGAGCGUGAACCCCGGUGGACAGUUGAUGCUGGUGUUGAGCUUACUGCUAAUCGGCACCUUGUUCAGCACCCUGGUUUACCCGGGCGCGAACGGCGUGCCGCACAUCUUCGACGUGAGGGGAAUCGUCUAGCUCCUGGCUCCCUGAACCGUUCCCGAUCGUCGAGUAGACCAGAGCCCGCGGUCGCGGUCGGUGGAAUCGGUGGCUCUCUAAAACGUGUGGACGGAAACGAGUCGAUGGUAUCGCUGAUUAUAGACGAAACGAGAAGCGGAAGUAGACAUAUCAAUGGACCGGAGGCUGCUACUCUCGAUCGACCAGGGACGAGAUCGCGACCAGUCACUCUCUGCCUGGUCAGUGAGAGAAGAGAUUCUCCGACCGGUCAGACGCGGCAUGGCAGAUCUAACGGAAGUCCCCUGUGGACAGGGGAGACGGUAGAAACUGUGCUCUAACGACCCGAAGAUUUUUUUUCGAAGGACCGGACGACGUGUCACCGAUAAGUGUCGUUUUUACAUUACUUUUUCUUAUUCUUUCGUUUCAUCUAUUUUCCCUGCGUGCUCUCGAAAGUGCGAUCGACCAAGUCCUCGCGAUUCCGAGACACGCACCGAUCACGAUUGGCGUCGCUGGUGGAAUAUCGGAACGAUACAGAGGAAAGGAAGCAGUCGGCGGUAAAAAAAAAAAAGACAGGUAGAAUCGAUGGAUCGACGAUGGAACACGAGUAAGUGUCCUCUGAAAACCUCAGCGUCCUGACGCACCGGUGACCGGUCCCAUUACGACGUGUCUGACCUGCACCGACCGCGACUACUCACGCACGUAAGACCGUGGCCGUAUUUAAUUUUCAUCCGAGUAUCACUAGAAACGAAUUUACAAUUUCCGUGUCGAUCGAUGUCCGUGACGAAUGAAGAAUGAAAAACCAAAAUUGCCAUAGCGUGAAACAUCAUAUCGGACGAUUAAUUGGAAGAAAUUCGUUUGUACGCCGCGCGCGCGGAGAAAACCAGUACGUUGCAGCUUUUUAUUGGCGCGAGCGUAGAAAUAUGGGUCAUCGCAUCGGUGCUUUUAUUUUACGAGCGAGAGAUCACCAACGACCUGGACGUUAUCGCGAGGACGCAGCCGUCCUCCCCCGAGCGCGGCACGACGACGCGACGCGUAUAUCUGGCCCCGGUAGGAUAAUCCGGCGUUGACCGUCGGAAAAUUUCAUCGAACGAACGAGCAUUGUUCGUUGCAUUCGUCGUCCUUUCCCUUCGCUGUCCCCGUGACCGACUCGUUCUUUUAUUUUCCCUCGUUGAUCGAAAUCGUUGAAUCAUUUCGACGACUUCUCUUCUGGACGCCAGUCAAAAUCGUGAUAUACCGUUACGAGCGAAUUUCGAGCAGAUAGGGUAACGUCUUCUCGCGGAACACCGAGCUCGUUCCGCUUUUAAUUCGACCGUUAUUGGUGCUCUGCAACUAACUGUCUGCACAGAGGGGUACGGUAAUGCGAGCCGCAAUUCGAUCUAUAUGCUCUGCGGCCGCCUAUAUGUACCUACGUGCGCAUGUUUGUAAUGCGGUACAGCUACUGCAGAGUCAGUUGCACUCGUAUCCGUACGAAUCGCGGAGACUUAAACGCCUUCGUACCUGACCGGCAACUUCGAUCGUUCCCAAUAGCCGACGAUCACGAAUGAAUCGUCGGCUGAUACACCUUCGUUCACUCGUUUAAUCAUUGAACAAUCGAACAAGUUUUAAUAUUACAAUCUUAUCUUUGUCCAUUCCUUUAGCUCUACGUUCGUAUUUGUAUACAAAAUUCCUGGAGUUAUUUUAGAAUUCUGUUACGUCUGUCGAAAGGUAAUGGAAUUUGUUUAACGCAGAAAUUCUGCGCUCGCCCGAUGUUAAUUCGAGAACAUUUGGACAUUGACGGGCGGCCGUUUAAUUCCCAUGUGCCCGUCGCUAUAAGCGGUACGGUAAAUUGACAGAAAUCAUGCCAGUCUUCUGGAUCAAGUCCCGAUGCGAAUUGCAAAUCGCUCGGCCCGACGCGCCGCGGCGCAACGCCCCUGAUUUGCUCGCGGUAAACUAAUCGACGCUCUGGCUACGCGGUCGAAAUACUCGAUCAGUGGCCCAUUGUGUCCGCGGAACAAGCGGAUUGAUUCGUCGCAAGAACCAGUAUCUUGUAAUUUAGCAAUCAACAGCUUGUAACAGAGACAGUAUCCCUGCUAAUUUUGUUUUCCCACCGAUUCCUUCCUAACAAUUGAGGAAUCGUUUUUUAUUCGCUGAUCGCGUCGUGGAAGAAUCGUGCUCAAUCAAACGCUGUGAUUCUUCGCUCUCUUUUUUUUUAUGAUCUAUUUUCAAUACGAACAUGCUUAAAUCACGUCGCCUUCCUUGCAAGAAGAACUCGAAGCUCCCCCUCGCAUUUGAUCGAUCGCGCGAAACGGACGGUCGAGAUAAGGGAUAUUGGUUUCCAUUAAUUUCGCCGUGGAACAGCGGCGGUCGUAAAAUUUUACGAUGCGACAGCGAAUGCAGAACUGUUGGUGUGUGUCGCAUUAGAACUCGUCCCGGCCGGCCGGCCGGCAGUCUCGAUCGAAAUUAAACGACCGACAGGAUAUGUACUUUGCAUACGGUUCAGGCCUCGGCCGCGUCGAAGGUGCACUCCGAACGUCGUUGGUCGUCGCGUCGCAUCCCAUGCGCUCUAUUUUCCCUCGCGGCUCCGCCAUCGAUUUUACACCAGAAUACGCUUCUAUUCUUCCAGCUUGGCCGCCGAUGAAGGUCGCGCGCCUUGCCGUCUCGACCAUCCCCUUUACGAAACGUCUUUCCCAACUCCCGACUUCCGGAUCGGGCCCAUCGUAUCAGCGAUCGUACCUCUCGUUCUUUUUCUUCGGCCGAAAAGAGAAGUGACACGCGUCCCUAUAGGGUUCUGAAAUUGAUUACGGGUAAAUUGCAAACGCGGAGUCGUAAGCAAUUUCGUCACUCGCAGUUCUUCGCACUUCUUUUCCCCCUGAGGAAAAAGAUGAAUGUACAAGAAUCACGGAAGAUUGCUUAUUCUUCCACAAUGGUCAUUUCUCUCCCUUCAUCUCCUAGUCCUCCGUAUCAUCGAGAUCUUCCAAACUAAAUCCAGUUUUGAAAAUUUGACGGAAGAAACAAGAGCAACGUCUAAAAAACGAAAUCCUUUUCGAUUUCUCCUUUCGCGUCUCGUCCACCUGUUUCCUCGGUGGGAAGUGAGCGCGGCUAAAUUUUUCGAUUGACCACCGAUUAUUAUUUAUAGGUACAUAUCUACUGAAUAUCGUUGUGAGCACAAGAUGACACCGCGUGCGUACACGUACACGCGCGCAUUUUCUGUGUGCACAUGUUCAGCGAACUGUCCGAUAUAUAUAGACAUUAUACAUAUUUGUAUGUAUAAACGCGUUAUCGAUUUAUCCGGGAAUCAACCGAUCUCACUCGCUCUCCCUCUCUGUCUCCUAUUUUUUUCUUAUCGAUCACUGAAAAAAACGACAAUUUCCACUGGCUCGUAGCGAAAUAAGAAUUAUCGGGAAACGUCUGGUCUAAAUUUUCCUAGUCCGACCAGCUUGUAAGGCAAGUUGUCUGUACAAGAAUCGUGUACAACAUAGAGAGGAAUCUUCCAAUCGGCGAAAUCGUCUUUCCUCCCUCUGCUCCCUCCACCCUUUGAAUCGACGAGAGCCUUUCAUCCCUUUCGGACCGAAUCGUUCCCCGCCGUCCCUUGUCCCUGGCGUUUUGCCAGUCCUGCUUUUUCUUACUUAGAUUCUUAUUGGCGUUGAGAACAGAGUCCGUCCUCUCAACGCCACAGGGCAAAAGCUCCUCGAACUUCUUCCUCCCAUUUACCCUUUCACUCGUUUUUCUCCGUCGCACUAGUCAAGAACCAUGACGACUUUCCUUCCGCUUCCAUAUUUUCCCCUUACGAGAUCAGUCAAUUACGUGUAAUAAGCAAGGAAAGAAAGGAACAGAGAGUCGAGGGAGGGAACAAGGAGCUUGCAGAGAUCGGGGAUGAGAGAAGCAUAAAGGAAGCAGGAAAAAUGAAGAUGAGUUCGAUCCUCGAGCCAGCGAAGGUCUCGGCGCACAAACGUAGAAUCAAAAAGAGACGUAUUUCGUUCAUACAAAUAAAUCAAAUUUCCACUAUUUUUUAUCUGUUCAGUCGCGCUGAUCCGAGGAUCGGGAAGCCACGGUCCGUCGAUACGCGUUUCAUGUACAUACAGUAUCGUGUAAAUACAACGUAACGGGUAUAAAUCGAACAACGGUUUAUAUCGAUGAGAUUCCGAUCAUACGAAGAGUACGCGCGUUUACGUGUACGCGAUUCCCUGUAUUCAGGUUCGUCGACGCAACCGCGUAUGUAAACCCAUAAGUAAUUCGCAAAUAGAUAUUUUGGGGACGAUCAGAGGUUUGUAUAUAGUCUAUCGCAGCGAAGAAGGGAAGAGUCUGUCGAUCCUUGAAACGGUAAAAGCGUGCGUGCAAAUUGACCGCAACGAAGAUGAUUUCCAAGAACGUCGGCUGGAACAUUUCCAGAAAGCUUGUUCUCUUAUUGAUUUUUAUUUCAUAUCCUUGGCCCGUCUCGAUGCUCCGAACCCGGAUACUCGGUUAAACGAUUGGUCUCACCAAUUCCGGAAUUCCUUCGCGAUCCUCCUCUAUCAUAUCUUCUCCCCACGGUUCGAGCGUGCCACGUCGCGCUACAUCGGAACUCGUUUCGUCGAGAUGGAAAACCUUUCAGGACGAGAGAGGGACUAGAAAAUUCAUAGGGCGGACAAUCGUGAUCGUAACGCUGCGAACGAAUACCAGCUCGCGACGAUUCCUUCUGAGAACUUUUGCCCCUGCGACACCGUCGACGACGAUCCGAGAAAUAACAGGCCUCCUCAGGUAGCCGGCAGAAGAUUUCAGAACGAUUUGUUAGAAGUCCGUGCAACAGGACUCUAAACGAUCUUCCACCGCGGCGCCAGGCGUCGGGGUGAACGUGAAGCCGAAAAGCGAUACGUACGGUGAAAGAAGGGAAGAAGAAGAAGAAUGAGGAUAAUAACGAUGAACAGGGCUAAGUAAUCCAUGCCAUCGAGCACUCGAUUUUCUCAUCCGCGUUUAAUCGAAAAAAUGAAACGCGGAAGAGGAAACUUUGGCGAAGGAACGCGAUCACAAUAAUUCUGAUCACGGUUCAAGUUUUCUCGCGCAACUAACUGUGACUAUAUCGAUGUAAUUUAAUGUAUAAUAUAUUAUAUAGACGUCGGACGCCGGUCCUCCGUAUAUACCUAUUGAACGACGAUACUUGUCGAUUGCAAAAAUCAACGUAUGAAUAUACAAUGCGAAGACACGAUAUAUCCAUUGUGUAACGGUGAUUCUCGCGAACUAUUCGUAAACCAUCGAUUCUCAGCGUACAAUAAACUCGUGUAAAUAUCAUACACCCCGAGUACGUGUACAUAUCUUGCUAAACAAAGAAAAAAAAAAGUACCUACCAAAGAUUAUUUAGAGGCGAUCGACAGAGGGUGGAUAUCAGUUGCGUGGACGCGGCGGUUGACCUCGAUAUUAGUCAAAGAGUCGAAGGAAGGAUUCUCUCUCACCGCGUUUCUGGUUGCACGAUACGUCGCGAUUCGAUUUCGUGUAGGAAACGAAGGAAAUAAAAGAAAAUCGUGGACGGUGUAAAAGGAACGCGGAAAAUCGGCAGACGUCGGGGAGGACAACGGGGAAAGGAGAAUUUUAACGGAGAGAUCCUUGCUUUUCCUUUCUUCCUUCUAUCGAAUCGAAUGAAAAAAAAAUCUUACUUCUGUCAAUAGGAUUCACAGCGAGUCGCUGGAAAAGUAGCCCGCAGGCCUAAAUACGCUCUAUAAUUAAAUUACAAGAACAAAAAAUAAAACGCAGAGGAACUAAAUAAUUAUCCUAGCCGAACAGCCGGAUCGAAUUCGACACGACAUGAUCCCAAGGUGCGUUCGUCGUCUUCUUCCCGUUUCCGUGUCGUGUCGGAUAACGAUCGUCGAACGCAACCGGCCAGAAAGAAACGAUGCUGCGUUCGUCCGGUGCAUUCUUCCAAACGUUUCUCGCUCUUCCUUGUUCUGUUUCGAUUUCACCAUCGGAAACGAAUCCCGAUCACGUUUAAUUGCGACCAAGCGAAGCUCUCGAAUUAAACGAUUAGAAUACUUUCCGAUAUUAUUCUUCCGCAAAAGACAAGAAUUAUCGUAGGGCCGAAGAAUGCACCGCGAAUGCGAAGGUAGUGCAAAUUAAAAAUGAAACAAAGGUGCAGAAACACGUAACAACUUAAACAUACGGCAGACCGACUACCUAAUAUUACCUAUACGUAUAAAUAUUUAAAUAUAAAUAUAAAGCAUAAUGAUUAUUUGUUAAAUACUAUUAUUGAUUAUUAUUAUUAUUAUUAUUAUUAUUAUUAUUAAGUAGUUACGUACACAUUAUACGAAAACGAGAAAAAUUUACUGCUUGUAUAUAAUGAGAAUACCGUAAUAAAAAUAAUGUGCGAAGGAUAGUGCAGUAAGUUCUGUUGACCAUACAUCCCUUUGCCAAAGAAUAAAAUGGAAAUGAAAACGAUUAUUACUACGUUACAACACGAUACCGUUGCUUUCGAAAUUGUAAUUAUAUAAAAUUGUUCAUAUUUCUCUACGCCUCACUAAUUAUACGAUACGCUUCGCAUCUUGUGAUCGCGACCAAUUCAUUGAUUAGUAGGGAGAUUCAUUAAACGAGUAGAUUGACGUACAUAACAAGUAAUUUAUUUCGAAGAAUAUAUAUGUAUAAAGGUAACAGACGAAGAUGGAAACAAAAAAAGAAAAACAGAAUAAACUUCGUUGUUAAAUCAAACGGAAAAGGUAACAUUUUACAUAUUAUGUAUAAACUAAUGUAAUUUAUGUACGUAUAUAUAAAUACAUAUGUAUCGACAAGAUGAAACCAAUGUAAUAAAAAAGGACACGGUCCGAAUGAGAUACGUGUAAUAAACGUUA